AGAGUCAGAGAAAUUAUGAUAGGUUUGCUGGUUUUGACAAAUGGAUUCUUGACCCGUGUGCAACGCAAGGGUCAUAACUCUUUAGUAUUUCUAAUUUCCUCCCUUUAAUUUCUUGAACGUGGAAGCUUAAGAGCUUAUCCCUUUCCCCUGCUUCCAUCUCUUUUCGAAAAAUCUCUGGUGUCAAGUGGAAAAUGAGCUCACUGCCAUUUGCAGUUGGGACUUACUCUCCCAGAAACCUCAGCAAACCCCAUUCCAAACUCCUAACAAAGAAUGUGGAUAAAGCAGUUACCAGUAUUAAAUGGUCAAGCAACAAGCAAAGCAUCUCUCCCACUGAGCAGCUAAAUGGGAAUCCCGGGGCUUUCAAGAGAAGGGAAGCAGUUGGUUUUGGUCUUUGUUUCGGCCUGCUUGAAGCUGGGUUGUUGCAACUGUCACAGCCCAGUGCAGCUGCAGAAGAAGCUCCCUGUGAACUAACUCUAAGCCCGUCUGGCUUGGGUUUCUGUGAUAAAGUUGUAGGGAAGGGCCCUGAGGCUGUUAAAGGACAGCUGAUAAAGGCACAUUAUGUUGGGAGAUUGGAGAGUGGGAAGGUCUUUGAUAGCAGCUACAAUCGUGGAAAGCCUCUUACAUUCCGCAUUGGUGUUGGUGAGGUCAUCAAAGGCUGGGACCAAGGCAUAUUAGGUGGUGAUGGAGUUCCUCCCAUGCUUGCUGGGGGAAAACGAACAUUAAGGCUUCCUCCAGAACUUGGAUAUGGUACAAGAGGAGCUGGUUGUAAAGGAGGUUCAUGUAUUAUUCCUCCAGAUUCAGUUCUGUUAUUUGAUGUGGAAUUCAUUGGCAAAGCAUGAAAGAGCUUCCUUUUCUCACCAGAAUCCAAUGAAAAGGCUUCCAACUAUGCUGUGGUGAUCUUUUUCUUUUGGUGGUGAAGAAGUAGAAAGUUUGCAAGAAAUCACACUUUUAAUCCUUCUUUUAAGUUUUGUAGUUGUAAUGAAUUAAUUGAAAUUUAUUGUUGUGACAAAACCCUGUCUUAAUAUUGUAUACAGAACAAAGAGUUUUACAGAUAAAUAAAUAAUAAUGAGAUUCAUGGAUGUGGCUACUAUCAUUGGGGCGAAUACUUGGUGCUUUGCUAUGUUUAACCAACUACCCAAGAGGGAGGGAAUGGAGCAAUACCCCAUCAUAUGGUUUCUACGAAGACAUUGGGGGAGUUACAGACAAUGCCUGCAUAUCAUAUAUUUCUCCAUUUCCAGCAUCUGCUGAAGCAACCAAUU
Theobroma umbraticum is the source of this 1259-nucleotide messenger RNA. RefSeq names its product FK506-binding protein 13 (gene FKBP13). Gene Ontology annotation, molecular function: peptidyl-prolyl cis-trans isomerase activity. Gene Ontology annotation, cellular component: chloroplast. The record is from RefSeq and is a predicted model, not a curated record. Lineage: Eukaryota; Viridiplantae; Streptophyta; Magnoliopsida; Malvales; Malvaceae.